This is a messenger RNA of Danio rerio (zebrafish), 1872 nucleotides long. It is a transcript of the gene cct4, whose product is annotated as chaperonin containing TCP1, subunit 4 (delta). Gene Ontology annotation, cellular component: cytoplasm; chaperonin-containing T-complex. The record is from RefSeq and is marked provisional. Lineage: Eukaryota; Metazoa; Chordata; Actinopteri; Cypriniformes; Danionidae. Gene Ontology annotation, biological process: protein folding. Gene Ontology annotation, molecular function: ATP-dependent protein folding chaperone; ATP hydrolysis activity; ATP binding.
GUCGCGACCGGUGGUUCUGGAAGGUUCUGCGUGAGAUUUUCGGAGCGGAUCGUAAUCUGAGGCCAUCCGUACCGGACAGACGUGCUAGAGACACCGGGAACCGUCCAUCUGCGUCUGUGAUCUCCGCGGAUUAAAACCAUAUAAAUAUUAGCAGCCAUGCCUGAAGCCGUCGUGGCUGCAAGCGGGAUCAAAAACAAAGGAAGCGCGUAUGUGGACCGGGACAAACCUGCCCAGAUCCGCUACAGCAACAUAAACGCUGGGAAAGCUGUCGCAGAUGCCAUCAGAACAAGUCUGGGCCCUAAGGGCAUGGAUAAAAUGAUCCAGGAUGGGAAAGGAGACGUCACCAUCACUAAUGACGGAGCCACGAUCCUCAAACAGAUGCAGGUGCUGCAUCCCGCAGCCAAAAUGAUGGUUGAGCUGUCUAAAGCUCAGGAUAUCGAGGCUGGUGACGGCACUACAUCAGUGGUGGUGAUUGCUGGAGCUCUUCUGGAUGCCUGCGCUAAACUGCUACAGAAAGGGAUCCACCCGACCAUCAUUUCCGAGUCCUUCCAGAAGGCUGUGGAUAAAGGUGUGGAGGUCCUGACAUCCAUCAGUACACCGCUGCUGCUCAGUGACCGCGAGAGUCUCCUGAACAGCGCCUCCACCUCGCUCUGCUCUAAGGUGGUGUCUCAGAACUCCAGUCUGCUUGCGCCUAUGAGUGUAGAUGCUGUCAUGAAGGUCAUCGAUCCUGCUACCGCGACCAGCGUCGACCUCAGAGACAUCAACGUGGUCAAGAAACUCGGAGGCACCAUUGAUGACUGUGAGCUGGUGGACGGGAUGGUUUUGACUCAGCGGGUGGCGAGCACCGGAGUGUCCCGUGUAGAGAAAGCCAAGAUCGGCCUCAUCCAGUUCUGUCUGUCCCCUCCCAAAACUGAUAUGGACAAUCAGAUCGUGGUGUCGGACUACGCUCAGAUGGACCGUGUGCUGCGUGAGGAGAGAGCCUAUAUCCUCAAUCUGGUCAAACAGGUGAAGAAAGCCGGCUGCACUGUGCUGCUCAUCCAGAAGUCCAUUCUGAGAGAUGCUCUGAGUGAUCUGGCCCUCCACUUCCUCAACAAGAUGAAGAUCAUGGUGAUCAAAGACAUCGAGCGGGAGGAGAUUGAGUUCAUCUGCAAGACUAUCGGCACCAAACCCAUAGCUCAUAUUGACCAGUUCACUCCAGAGAUGCUGGGAAGCGCAGAGCUAGUAGAAGAGGUCAGCCUGGACGGAUCCGGAAAACUAGUGAAGAUCACAGGAUGUGCAAGUCCUGGAAAGACGGUCAGUAUUGUUGUGCGUGGCUCUAACAAACUUGUGAUUGAGGAGGCUGAGCGCUCCAUCCAUGAUGCUCUCUGCGUCAUCCGCUGCCUGGUCAAGAAGAGAGCUCUGAUUGCUGGCGGUGGAGCACCAGAGAUCGAGCUGGCGCUGCGGUUGGCCGAAUACGCCCGCAGUCUGGGCGGCAUGGAGGCAUACUGUGUGCGAGCGUACGCUGAUGCCCUUGAGGUCAUUCCCUCCACGUUGGCAGAGAACGCAGGACUCAAUCCCAUCUCCACUGUCACCGAGCUGCGCAACAGACAUGCUCAGGGUGAAACGACAGCCGGGAUCAACGUCCGCAAGGGGGGCAUUUCCAACAUCUUGGAGGAGCUGGUGGUUCAGCCUCUGCUGGUCUCCAUCAGCGCUCUGACCCUCGCCACUGAAACGGUCCGCAGCAUCCUCAAGAUCGACGAUCUCGUGAACACACGAUAAAGUGUUUGAAGAAGGAAGAUCCAAACCCCGCGCCGGCACUCCGAUAAGACCAACUGAUCUGUCGCUGUCUGUAGAUGUUACCUGGAGUAAUUUAAUUAAACAUGUUUUUUUUGA